GUCACACUUGUGAAGUCCCAUCUCUUGUUUUAAAUUUUUAGCUAAAUUCCCGCUAAACCUUUCUGGAAAUAGAUAAAACGGUACAACUGCUGAAAUUGAUUAAUUAUUAAUACGAAAAUCGGCCCGAUAUCGUUGAUAAACAUCCGCUGGAGUUUAGAGGCAACCAGAGCGAGCGGAUCCGUACCGCCCGCCCACUAGAUUAAGCCAGAAUCGCAGCUGAUACAGUACAAAAGCAACUGCCGUGCCGUGGGGUAAAGUUCACAGCACUUUUCCUUUUGUCCGGAGUCAGUCGGAAUCCGUCGCCAUGGUCGACAACAACAAUCUGCGCAGUGCGGUGAUCAACGAGGCGCCCCUGCUGCCGCCCUCGAGCAGCAUCGGAGUGGGCGUGUCCAGCGGCAUAUCUCCGCCGGAGGCAGUGCUGCGCACACCGUACGGCAAUGUUAGGGCGCUCCCCGGUCCGGCGCAGCCUCCUCCUCUACCUCAGUCGCCGUUCCAGCAGAGCCAACAGUACGGUGGAUUCGGCGGCGGCUACGGCGGCAACAGCUACGGUCUCGGCGGAUUCGGUGGCUUUAACAACGGCGCCUUUGGAUACGGCGGAAUGGGCGGCUUUGGAAGUGGCUACGGAUACGGUGGCGGCUACGGCGGAGGCUAUGGCGGUGGAUACAACAGAUACGGGGCCGCCGGCGCCAAUGAUCCCGAACAGCGAUUCAUUCAGAUGGCCGAGGCCAGCUCACGUCCGGCCUUUCAGAGCAUCGAAUCGCUGGUCUCGGCCAUUGGCAACAUCGCCUCCAUGCUGGACUCCACAUUCUUCGCGCUGACCAGCUCGUUCCGGGCCAUUCUCGGUGUGGCGGCGAACUUUGGUCGGCUGCGCAGUGUAUUCGCCCAGUUCUGGACGACAUUUGCCAUAUUUCGGGGUCUGAACUGGAUCUACAGGAAGAUUCUCUUCUGGCUGCGACUCUCGAAUCUGGACCCUUCUUCGGCGGCCUUCAAGAAGGCCUUUGCAGAGGCCCUCAACGAGAACCAACCGCAGGCGGGCGGAGCGCCCCAAGCUCCGCGUAAGGGCAACUCCCCCUGGCCAGUGCUGGCCUUCAUUAGCUUCAUCUUCACAGCUCCCUAUUUGAUCAUGAAGCUGCUGGGCACCGUGACGAACACCGCCCAGGAGGAAGCGCGCAAUCCAGCAAAGUGGACGGCACCGAUUCAGACCCAGGCCGUUUACGACUUCGUGGGGCGCAGCCAGAGCGAGCUUUCGCUGCGUGCCGGCCAAACGCUUCAUGUGGCCCCGCGCGACAUCCAGCAGACUCUCAAUCUGCUCAACACCGGCUGGGCCCUGGCCACCACGAACGGCCAGACGUCCGGCAUCAUUCCAAUUAGCUAUGUAAAAUCGCCGCAGCAGAUGCGGCAGGAGGUCCAGGAUCAGAUGAAGCCCGCCCAGCCACAGCCCGAACUGAUGGACUUGUCGGCGGGAGCCUUCGCUUCUCCGCCGUUGGAGCAGCAAAUGAACUACGACUUCAACCUGGCCGCCCAGCAGCAGGAGCCUCUGGGUCCGCCCUCAACGACGACAGCUGUCCUGGGCGAGGGAUUCGCCUGAGCUGAGCUGUAUAUGCUCUGGGUAUUAGCUUUAGUUUUAGUUAUGUUUUGGUUCAGCUUCUGUAAACGUACGUCCUUGUAUUUUAAGUUAGCUUCCGCCUUUUGUAUAUUUCCAUUUAGUUGUAAAUGUUAAUUAUUCAGCGAUCCCAAUGAAAGUAAACAUAAACCAUA
Molecule: messenger RNA, 1758 nt
Organism: Drosophila elegans
Lineage: Eukaryota; Metazoa; Arthropoda; Insecta; Diptera; Drosophilidae
Gene: Pex13
Product: probable peroxisomal membrane protein PEX13
Exons: 3
Coding region: 305-1588 (427 amino acids)
Biological process (GO): protein import into peroxisome matrix, docking
Cellular component (GO): peroxisome; peroxisomal importomer complex; peroxisomal membrane
Molecular function (GO): protein binding
Source: RefSeq, a predicted model, not a curated record